AUGCCGACGACGCGCGGCGCCAAGCGCGCGUUCGCCGUCUUCGCCUGCGCGCGCCCGCGUCGCGGCGACGACGACGACGACGACGCGGACGGCGUCGACGCGUCGGCGCGGCGGUUGACGCGAUUGUUGACGAAGAAAUCGGGCGAACGCGUCGUCGUCGUGCGCGCGGACGCGCGCGCGGCGUGGCGACGGGCGGGAACGGGCGUGCGCGCGGCGAAACGAUUGGCGGCGACGAGCGAGACGAGCGCGCGCGUCGCGCGGGCGCUCAGGGAGCGCAUCGAACUCGAGCUGGAGGGUGAAUCCGCGCGCGAGGCGCGCGAGCGAGCGGGAAUACAGACGCUGGACGGACGAUUGGGGCGACUCGGGAUGCGUCGCAUCGCGAUGGUUGGGGACGGGAAUUGUCAAUUUCGCGCGCUGAGUCACAACCUGUUCAAGAGUCAAGAGCGGCACGCCGAGGUGCGCGCCGCGGUCGUUCGCGACGUCGAGGCGCGUCGCGAAGAAUUUGAGAUAUAUUUCGAGUCCUCGCGAGAGUUUGAAAAAUGGUUGAGGGAGAUGAAGCGGGAUCGAACGUGGGGGGACGAGCUGACGCUUCGCGCCGCGUGCGAUUCGUUCGGAGUAAAGAUACACGUGAUUCAGUCGACCGAAAAGGGCUGGAAUUUGAUGUACGAACCGUUCGAGGUCAAGUCGAAGCGCGUGGCGUUCAUCAGCUACGUCUCUCCCGUGCACUACGACGCGAUUGCUGAGAGGUGA
This is a messenger RNA of Ostreococcus tauri, 750 nucleotides long. Its product is annotated as Ovarian tumour, otubain. Gene Ontology annotation, molecular function: cysteine-type deubiquitinase activity. Gene Ontology annotation, biological process: protein deubiquitination. The record is from RefSeq and is a predicted model, not a curated record. NCBI's taxonomy places the organism in Eukaryota, Viridiplantae, Chlorophyta, Mamiellophyceae, Mamiellales, Bathycoccaceae. Bases 1 to 750 code for a protein of 249 amino acids. The transcript has a single exon.